This is a messenger RNA of Westerdykella ornata, 954 nucleotides long. RefSeq names its product alpha/beta-hydrolase. The transcript has a single exon. Gene Ontology annotation, molecular function: hydrolase activity. The record is from RefSeq and is a predicted model, not a curated record. Lineage: Eukaryota; Fungi; Ascomycota; Dothideomycetes; Pleosporales; Sporormiaceae. The coding region runs from base 1 to 954 and encodes 317 amino acids.
AUGGCGGACUCAACGACGCGUUUCAACGCCUUCAACGUCCACACCACGGCAUACAAAAAGGUCGGAAAUCAUGAAAUCGCCGUCAGUGUUCUGAUCCCGAAAACUCUCAAUCCUGGCAGACACCCUCUCGUCGUCAAGAUCCACGGCGGUGGACUCGUCCUUGGAGAAGCCCUGUACAAGGGUUGGUUCGCGGCCUGGCUCGUAUCCUUCAUCCUGCGCAACAACGCCAUCGCUGUUCUGCCAAACUACCGUCUGAUUCCCGAAUCCAAUGGCAAGGAUAUUAUGGAAGACCUGGCGGAUUUCUGGAAAUGGUUCGACGAGGAUUUGCAAAAAUGGGUGUCUUCGAUCAACGAGGGUAUCGCGCUGGAUUUCGACCGUGUUCUGGUUUCUGGUGAUAGCGCAGGUGGCCUCCUAGCGCUGCAGUCAGCGUUCACUCAACCGGAAGGGAAGAUCAAGGCGGUGUUGGCCCAAUAUCCCAUGACAAACAUCCUUCGGAGGGACCCCAUACCGAGCGGUGUUCUACCGAAUGGUGCGCCGGCACCUGGCCCUGAGUACAUUGACCAGCACAUCGCGUCCAUCAAACCUGGUACUAUUAUAUCAUCGUCCGUACCAUACGAUCGAAUGCCGCUCUCGUAUGCAUUGUCGGCAUACGGUCGCUGGCAGGAGUUCUACGGUACCGAUAAAAACCUCUUGCCCAUUACUGCUAUUGAGGAUGCGAAAUAUCUGCCGCGUACAUUCAUUUUCCAUGGGGAGCAGGAUACGGCGGUCAGCGUGGAGGAUACGAAGACUUUUGUAGAGAAGGCAAAAGAGGUUUUGGGGGAUAAGGUGGAUAUCAAGCUGGUUACUGUGAAGGGACAAGAUCAUGGUUUUGAUUGCGUAACGGACGUGGACGAGGAGAAAACGGAGUGGUUGAAGGAAGGGCUGAAGUUCGUUGAGCAGAAAUGGUUGGCUUGA